Molecule: messenger RNA, 1200 nt
Organism: Cariama cristata (Red-legged seriema)
Lineage: Eukaryota; Metazoa; Chordata; Aves; Cariamiformes; Cariamidae
Gene: CLDND1
Product: claudin domain containing 1
Exons: 5
Coding region: 257-1012 (251 amino acids)
Cellular component (GO): membrane
Source: RefSeq, a predicted model, not a curated record
GUAACACUGGGAGAUUUCUGUGAAUUAAUUUCAAAGUGAAAUGAAGAUGUCAAACUAUUUGGUUUGCUUUCUACUUCUAGAUCACUUUUUCUGAACUGGUGAUGUUGAUGAAACUGAAUGAAUGGAAGAGUUAGGGCAGAUAGGAAGUUUGCAUUUCAUGCUCUGCACUUGCCACCGGACAAGCGUGUCUCUGAAGUGACCUGGGAUCAUUGGAGCUGUGUGUCCUGAGAAACUCUGAGGACCUCUGAAGGGAGCCAUGAUGGAUAACCGUUUUGCUACAGCGCUAGUAAUUGCCUGUGUUCUCAGCCUCAUCUCCACCAUCUAUAUGGCAGCUUCCAUUGGCACCGACUUUUGGUACGAAUACCAUACCCUGUCUCCAGCUGAGAAUGUUAGUGAAGCUGGUAGGAGCAUCUGGGAGGAAUUUGUCAGUGAAGAAGCAGAUGAGAAGACCUACACAGACGCGCCCUUCCGAUGCAACGGCACAGUUGGAUUGUGGCGGAGGUGUAUCACCGUACCCAAAAACUCUCACUGGUACAGCCCACCAGAAAACGAUAUGACUACAAACUGCAUCAGUUUUUCGCUCUCUGAUCAGUUUAUGGAAAAGUACAUAGAGCCUGGAAAUCACAAUAGUGGCACAGAUUUGAAUCGGACUUAUCUCUGGCGAUUGCAGUUUCUCCUGCCAUUUGUAAGUGUUGGCCUCAUGUGCUUUGGGGCUCUCAUUGGGCUCUGUGCUUGUGCCUGUCGCAGCCUUUACCCGGCCAUUGCCACUGGAGUCCUCCAUUUCCUAGCAGGGCUUUGUACGCUGGGCCUUGUUGGCUGCUAUGUAGCUGGGAUUGAGCUGCUCCAUAAGAAGCUGCCCCUGCCUGAUGAUGUGAGGGGUGAAUUCGGCUGGUCCUUCUGCCUAGCCUGUGUCUCGGCACCUUUGCAGUUUAUGGCAGCUGCUCUUUUCAUCUGGGCAGCUCGCACCAACAGAAAGGAAUUCACCCUCUUGAAAGCCUACCGUGUAGCAUAAGUGCUGCUACCGAAGUCUCGAGUUUCCGUGUUAUAGCCUCUUCUCCCCCCAACCCUUACUACUUUUUUUCUUUUAGUCAGAAUUUUACCUUGUACUGCAUGCUUCUUGCCAGUUGAGACAAUUUAGCCUGCAGGCCCUGAAAACAAAGACCUCUGGGCUAAAUGACCAAACUCUGCCAGAAGUCUGCA